UCUUCACCGCCCGUUAUAAGUUAGAUAAUCGGCAGACGUGACUGACACGAAAUUGAAAACCUUAGAUUUCUCAAUCGGGAGGCUUUCUUUUUUCCGGCGACAGAGAAAAGAACAAAGAGAAGAAGAUGUCGACUCGAAUAACUCCUGGUGUAGGAGCUAAUCUUCUCGGCCAACACGCCACUGAAAGGAACCAAGACGCCACCAUCUACGUCGGAAAUCUCAGUCCUCAGCUUUCUGAAGAUUUGCUUUUGGAAUUGUUCGUACAAGCCGGACCAGUUGUUAGCGUCUUUAUUCCAAAAGAUAAGGUGACAAAUCUUCAACAAACAUUUGGAUUCGUUCAAUUCCGUAAUGAGGAAGAUGCUGACUAUGCAAUUAAGGUUUAUAACAUGAUUAAGCUCUAUGGGGAGCCUAUACGUGUUAAAAAGGCAUCUCAAGAUAAGAAGAGCUUGGAUGUUGGUGCUAACCUUUUUAUUGGAAACCUUGAUCCUGAUGUGGAUGAAAAGAUGUUGUAUGAUACUUUUAGCGCGUUUGGUAUGGUUGCUGAUCAUCCUAAGAUAAUGCGAGAUCCCGAUACUGGAAACCCACGAGGUUUCGGUUUCAUUAGCUAUGACUCUUUUGAGGCAUCUGAUGCUGCUAUUGAGGCAAUGAGUGGACAAUAUCUGAGUAGUCGUCAAAUAACAGUCUCUUAUGCAUACAAGAAAGACACCAAAGGAGAGCGACACGGUACUCAAGCAGAGAGGCUUUUGGCUGCUACAAAUCCAAGUUCCCAAAGAAGCAGACCCCAUACGCUAUUCGCAAGUGGCCCCUCUACGCAGAUUAAUGCUCCUAAAGUUAACGGUCUACCACGUCCGUUCGCUAAUGGAGGUAUGCAGCCUGUCCCGAUCCCGGCUCCACAUCCACCACCACCACCACAAGUGUAUCAAACUCAGCCACCAUCUUGGCCUUCUCAGCCACAACAACACGGCUUAGUGGUUCCACCACCGCCCAUGCAAUUCCGUCCGCCUCAAGGUAUGCAGCCGCAACCACCACCUCCUCAGUUUCAUCAUCACCAACAAGGUUUCGGUGUUCCAAGGCCGCCACCACCAUAUCAAGCCAUGGGAAUGCACCAACAUGGCUGGCCACUCCAACAUAUACAGCAAGGUGUACCACCACCACAACAACUACCUAUGCACCAUCAUCAUCACAUGUCUAUACCUCCACCACCACCACCACACCAAGGUUGAUGAAUGAUGAUCAUCUUUUGAGUCUUGGACCAAAUCAAUACAUUGUUCUAAAAAUCUCCGCAUACCUUCUAUUACUCUCCGCUUAAUCGCUAGACCCACCCUAUAUGCCUCGAUUAAUGACUAAUAACUACAAGAAAACAGCUAAAAUCUUACGGAUGUUUCCGUCAAUUUUCCGUCAGAAACAGCUAUAUAACCCAACAGAAAACCGUCGGUUCUAGAGUGUCGGUAAUUCAUCAGAAAUCAGAAAUUACCGACGGAUUUUCGAGGGGAAUAUUACCAACGGGUUACUGAUAGACAUUAUUGUCACUAAAGCCAUCGGGAAUCCGUCGGUAUACCUCAUCGAUAAUCCGUUGGUUGUAAUUUCCUUACGGAUUACCGAUGGUUUAUCGCUAAUAAAAUAACCAACUUUCUCCGUUACUACCGACAGAUAACUGAGGGAUGUUACGAAAAAUCUCCGUCAUUACCAAUGGAUAACUGAGGGAUGUUACGAAAAAUCUCCGUCACCGACGGAUAACUGAGGGAUGUAACGAAAAAUCUCCGUCAUUACCGACGGAUUACUGAAGGAUGUUACAAAAAAUCUCCGUCAAAACCGACGGAUUACUGAGGAAUGUUACGAAAAAU
Molecule: messenger RNA, 1844 nt
Organism: Arabidopsis lyrata subsp. lyrata
Lineage: Eukaryota; Viridiplantae; Streptophyta; Magnoliopsida; Brassicales; Brassicaceae
Product: splicing factor 3B subunit 4
Exons: 9
Coding region: 126-1223 (365 amino acids)
Biological process (GO): positive regulation of mRNA splicing, via spliceosome
Cellular component (GO): nucleolus; U12-type spliceosomal complex
Molecular function (GO): RNA binding
Source: RefSeq, a predicted model, not a curated record